Molecule: messenger RNA, 697 nt
Organism: Cyprinus carpio (common carp)
Lineage: Eukaryota; Metazoa; Chordata; Actinopteri; Cypriniformes; Cyprinidae
Gene: manbal
Product: mannosidase beta like
Cellular component (GO): membrane
Source: RefSeq, a predicted model, not a curated record
CCUUACUUGUCCCUUCUAUCCGUAACCCGGAUGUGUUUAUCAUCCCAAUCCUACAUCUGACAACAAACGGAGCACGUCUGCCGUUUCAUAAGACUUGUUUUAUUUUUUAGUAAUCAUCAAUCUUCCAUAAUACAGAAAAGGCUACGGUUUAUAUGUGCAGCUCCGCAUCAUGUCCGCUGAUCUGGAUCUUUCUCCUCCGGAGGUGCCUGAACCCACUUUCUUCGAGAGCCUCCUGCGUUAUGGAUUAUUUCUAGGAGCCAUUUUUCAACUCAUCUGUAUUUUGGCAAUAAUCAUACCCACAUCCAAGAGCCACGAACAGGUGGAGACGCCGGAGCCGGCUGACGCUCGCAGCUCUGAGCAGAACCGAAAGCCCAAGGGACCUGUUCAACAAAUCCGGCAGAAACUGAAAAAGGAGAGCAAGAAGAAGAGAUAGAGAGUGUGCGAGACUGAACAGUAAUGAUGGAUUCACUUACAGCAUUAGAGGACGAGGAUCCAACGAGAUAUUGCUUAGUUCAGACAUUAGAUCAUCCGGUUUGCUCCAGCUUCCAGAUGAUCUAAUCUCUUGAGUUUGGGGUUUGCCAUGUCUUUCAAAACAGUGUUUGUAUGUCAUGUUAUGUAUCAUUGAUUUUGAGUAAUCUUUGGUUUUAUUUUUUAUGCCAGUUUCAAGUACAUUGAUAUGAAUAAACUGAUGACCAUU